Molecule: messenger RNA, 1773 nt
Organism: Larimichthys crocea (large yellow croaker)
Lineage: Eukaryota; Metazoa; Chordata; Actinopteri; Sciaenidae
Exons: 18
Coding region: 47-1597 (516 amino acids)
Source: RefSeq, a predicted model, not a curated record
CUUAAACCCAUAGACUCUGCAGGUGCUUUUGCAAAGCAUCAGGAGGAUGUAUGGCCUUUGCUUUGAAGGACAGUGGCGAUGGACGUAUCAUCUCCUUCUAAUCAUCUGGCUUUUGCUGUUGGCAGCCACUCCACCCAAAGCUCUUGGCUAUUUCCUUGGAGACACUAAGGCAGUGCUACAUGGCUGCGAGGACCACUGGACCCUGCAGGACAGGACGUCCAUGCCACUGCUCUUUCAGAUGACCGUGUGUGUUGACAUCCGUGUGACCGUCCCCGGAUCCUGGGUGGCUUUCUCUUACAGCUCGGUCCACGCACCAAGACCUGAGCUGGGUCUGGAGGGAGACGAUAAAGCGGUUUAUGGGUGGCUGCUUAGGGUCCGACACCGAUUUCCUGUUGAGCUGUCCCCAACGGUGUGGCAUCGGGUGUGUCUGAGGAGGGACGUACCGCGCAACUCCUUUAGCCUGGAGGUUGAUGGGAAAAUGGUAGCAGCGAGGACGGUCAUCGCUCAGGCCAUCUCCCCCUCAGGCUCCCUGUGGCUGGGCUGCCGACCCAGAGACCGACCCCCGGGAGCCUCGCUCGGAGAAGUGGAGCUGUACAUGUUCCGCAUGUGGAAUGAUCUGGACCACCACGGCGUCUGCGAGGACGGCACCGUGAUCGGCUGGAGUGCUCAGUACUGGGGCCUGACAAGUCCGAGGGCCAGACAGAGAGACCCCAACCUCCUGUGUGCUGCAAUUGCAGGCCCACGGGCGUUCAUGACCCCACCUGUGCCUUCGACUAAAACUACCUCAAGUCCCGUCAUAGUUGUCACUCACGUGAGCAACCAGACGUCACAGGUCACAGGGCCACAAUUAAUAAAUUGUGACAUCAAACAAUUCUGUUCCCAGAAAAACGCUUACUUUUGGAUGUCCAUACAUGUGGAAGUCAAAGAAGGAGAUAAGAAUGAACAAGACGUCCAAAACUUGGUGUCAGAUGCGUUCGGUUGCUCCGGUAACAUCAGUGACACAGCAAGUGACAAAAUGGAUUUCUGUCUGGCGGUCGAGGUGAACUGCGUGGCAAAAAGUCAAAUAAGCACAACAACCUGCGAUGUGCUGUUGCAGCGCAGCGUGGCUGUCUCGGCGUGUGAGGUGCAGCGGGAAGGAGUCUCUGCACUGCAGAUCGUCGGAGGCGAACAAAUAGAAGUGAACAUCACAAGAGAGGUGGAGAGAGUCGGUCGAUAUCAUUGUGAGGACACAGCGCCCUCAAGUGGCGGCUUCGUGAGGUGUGCAUCCACGUCUUCCCUGGAGGAUAUCUGUCAGGCAAACCAAGCCUCCACGGUCACAUGUUCCCUCAUCGAGCCAGACUCCAACCCAGAUCCACAGCCUGUGUCAAAAUCCUGCAGCAGGAGUGGGCCACACUUUUGUGACUGCACCGCUUUCUGUGAAUCCCAAAGACACUUUUUUGCUACAAGAAUCAACAUCACCAGUGAUGCUGUCAAUGUCGACCUCCUAAAAAGCUUGCUGUCACGACCUCGGUUAGCUCAGUCGUGUGGCACAACGUCAAACUGCCAAGACAGUUAUGAGAAAGUUCAUCUGGAAUGCCAUGGCACACAGCAGAGGUAGAGAUAAGUCUUCCUGUCGUCUAUUAUGUGUAUAUAAAAAGUGCUUUAACCAUACUCAAAACAUAUUUUAAUGAGUUCCCUUAAAAUUUCUGGGAAGGAAGUACCAGUACAUAUGACAGAAAUUUGGCACACUGUUGAAGAAAAUCAAAGCAUGCCAAAUGCCAGAAGUGCAUUAUU